Molecule: messenger RNA, 812 nt
Organism: Mucor mucedo
Lineage: Eukaryota; Fungi; Mucoromycota; Mucoromycetes; Mucorales; Mucoraceae
Exons: 6
Coding region: 121-690 (189 amino acids)
Molecular function (GO): GTPase activator activity
Source: RefSeq, a predicted model, not a curated record
AAACCUCAAAAUGAUUAUAAAAAAGCUCAGCCCAAUUUUUUUUUAAAAUUGCAUUUCUGAUCUCUUUUCCUUUAGCUUUUUUUAAAUAUCUAAACAACCCUCCAAUUCAUCCUAACUACAAUGUCUUUAUUUCUCGCCAAAAAGCAAGAGGAUCUCAACCAAAAGAAAGUACGAGAUUUGUUACGUUUGAAGGAAAACAAGAAAUGCUUUGACUGUCCAACCAAGAGUCCUUUCUUUGUAAACACUACUAUCCAGACAUUUAUUUGUGCCAGAUGUUCUGGACUAGUUCGUGAAGUCGGUCAUCGUGUCAAGGCUAUUUCAGCUAGCAAGUUCUCUGGUGCAGAACUCCUCGCUCUCAAGCAAGGCGGUAACGGCAUGGCUAUCAAGAUCUGGCUUAGUAACUACAGUACUCAUGAUGCUCCUGAGCCUGAGUCCGAUGAUGAUAUCCGUGCUUUCAUGAGACAAAAGUACUAUGAAAACAAAUGGUUAGAUCGCGCCUUACUUCUUUCUCAUAAGGAAAAGGUUAGAGCCUUGCUUGCCAAGCAAUUCACUGAGGACGGUCUUCCUAUUGUCACAAAACCAAGAACCAAAUUGCUUUCAGGCUUUUCCCGUGUCCCUUUGAUUGCUGUUCAAAACCUCUUCCCAAUUCAUUUGAUAGUAUCAUUAUGGAAUUGUCAGGUCUCAAAUUAGAAAAGACCGUCCGUCGAGCAACCUAUAAUGGCGGUAUGUUAUCUCCUGCUGUUACUCCUCUAUCCCCAUCAUCCUCAACCAGUGCACUGAAAACAUCAGAAGAAACCAAAACAGCUCAACGC